Molecule: messenger RNA, 1194 nt
Organism: Lactuca saligna
Lineage: Eukaryota; Viridiplantae; Streptophyta; Magnoliopsida; Asterales; Asteraceae
Source: the annotation of a GenBank genome assembly
AUGUUACAGGGGACCACCAAACUUCCAUGGAAAUUUUCACACCAUCCAGCUGCUGCUGGUACGUUUUUCACAGUCAUGCUACUUGGACUUAAAUUCUGCACAUGCCAGUAUGAAGGGAGCCUACAAAAUGUUAGAUUGGGAAUUCAACUGCUGGAAGAUGGGAUUUAUCGGGCUGCAUUAGGGUGGUUUGCUUACGAACCUGAAUGGUUUGAACAUGAUCAUGGAAAUUUUGCACACAUCGAGGCUCAAUCUGUUAAUUCAUUUGUUCACUAUCUCCAAAACGAUCCAAAAGCAUUGGGUGGGGAAUAUGGGGGAUCUUUUCUUGACAUGGAUCACUGUCACCCUGUUUGGGGACCAAUGGAGAACUAUGCAGCUUGUAGAGAUAAGAGGAAGCAGCUACUUUUAAUGUUAUGCCAGCAUGAAGCUGACAGGCUUCAAGUUUGGGCGCAACCUGUUAACUACAAGUUGAAGAUCAGAAAUCGAAGGUUGCAAGUCAGAUUUGGGAUCGAAAGUCUGAGGUUUAGGGUACGAUCGGAAGCAUCAAGAUGCAGAAAAAAAAAAAGCGGAGGAGGCAUCAGUAGACUUCAAAACCCAUUUGUUGGGGCAGCUUUCCAAUCUUCCUUAAAGCCAAGAAACGUGAACUGUUUGGGUUAUCUUGGAAACAAAUUUCCCAGAAAACCUCGGUAUGAUAUCAUUCCACGUGCCAAGAAAAACGACUGGAUAUCUCACGGGAUUAGGUUCUCACAAUCAUUCGGGGAAAAUGUUGAGAUUUUAUGGAAGAAUAUGGGAUUAAGAAGUGGGUAUCAACCAGGUCAGGUUAGAGCCUUUGGAAUGAUAGCUGGUGGAUCUGGCAUCACUCCGAUGUUUCAGGUUGUUAGAGCUGUUCUUGAAAACCCUUCAGACAAGACAAAGGUGCAUCUCGUCUAUGCUAAUGUCAUGGGUAAAGUUGGACCUGGCGGCCAUCCAUCUGCGAUUGAAACUGGGACGAAGUUUUACAUAUCAAACCUUGAUUACAGUAUCUCGAAUGACGAUAUUAAGGUAUUUGAAAUUGAUAACAUGAAAGCAUGGAAAUCUGUUUUGAUAUUUGCCACUUCAUAUGCAUUGGGGCUUUUCAUGAUUGCUAAAUCCCCAUGGUAUUUUUUUCCAUUAGCUUGGGCAUGGACAGAAACUGCAGUUACAGGGGUAAAAUUGUAA